Molecule: messenger RNA, 618 nt
Organism: Colletotrichum orchidophilum
Lineage: Eukaryota; Fungi; Ascomycota; Sordariomycetes; Glomerellales; Glomerellaceae
Product: NAC domain-containing protein
Exons: 3
Coding region: 1-618 (205 amino acids)
Biological process (GO): protein targeting to membrane
Cellular component (GO): cytoplasm; nascent polypeptide-associated complex
Source: RefSeq, a predicted model, not a curated record
AUGGCCAACCCCCGCGUUGAAGAGCUUCCCGAUGACGAGACCAAGAAGGUCUCCGUCGAGGAGCACGAGGACGAGAGCUCCGACUCCGAGAUUGAGGGCGAGGAUGCCGAGGGCCUUCCCUCCGGCUCCACCGCCGUCAUCCACUCCCGCAACGAGAAGAAGGCCCGCAAGGCUCUCGAGAAGCUGCACCUGACCAGAGUGCAGGGCAUCACCCGCGUCACUCUCCGCCGCCCCAAGAACAUCCUCUUCGUCAUCAACAACCCCGAGGUCUACAAGUCCCCCAACAGCAACACCUACAUCGUCUUCGGCGAGGCCAAGAUCGAGGACCUCAACGCCACUGCCCAGCAGGCCGCCGCCCAGCAGCUCGCCGCUGCCGGUGGUGAGCACGACCACGCCGGCCACGACCACUCCAGCCACGGCAAGGCCGUUGAGGCUGACGCCGAUGCCAAGAAGGACGAGGAGGAGGAUGACGGCGAGGAGGUUGAUGCCGAGGGCAUCGAGGACAAGGACAUUGAACUCGUCAUGACCCAGGCCAACGUUAGCCGGAAGAAGGCCAUUAAGGCCCUGAAGGAGAACGACAACGAUAUCGUCAACUCUAUUAUGGCAUUGAGUAUUUAG